AUGCAAGCUCGAUGGAUGUCGGCGAGCCGGGGUCUGCUGGCUAGCGUUUCGCAGCGAUCAUGCACGUGCGGUUUCAGUGCAACGACCACGACAUCGACAUCCAUGGUUGCGCCCGCCUCGAAGAAUUACUUUUCCUCGAUCUUCUUACGGGACAACGCAAGAAGAAGCCCCACCAGCGGAGUCAUGACUGGACCUUCGCCUCGUGAUUACUAUGAUCCACCCGUACCCCGUUCCUGGACUCGAUCGUCGUCCACCGUGCCCUCUUAUCCUCAUCGGCCGCCCCCCCAACCGCACUCGACCCCAGCCUACGAAGUCAAGACACUAGAAAAGCAAGCCGCCAAGUCGUCGCUCUUCUCAUGGGGUCGAGGUCCAUCAUCUACUGCCCCUCCCCAUCACCCCUCCGACGAGGAUCCGGUCGGCGCGCUGAAGGAACGCGAGAUGGAGAAGAUACUGUUGAGGAGGAGGAUGAGGAGGGAGUCGGGAAAGAGUUUUUCAGGGGGAGGUACGACAUCCUUGGAUGUGAGGUGUACAACCUUGGACGAAAAUGGUCAGUCCGGAAAUGAGGAGAUCGUUCCAAGCUCGACGAAGAGAAGAUGCUGACUUUGAGAGCGGAUCGAUCGUGCAGGCGUGGUCACGACAACCGCGGGAGAAUACGAUAAAUUACAGCUAUGCUCAAGAUACGGGAUCCCACCUCGCGAUCUGAGGAAACUCGACUCGGGUGGUGAGCACUCACUUAUUCGACAGGUCACGUGAGAGCCUCGGUCUGAUUGGUUUGUACGCUUUCGUACCAGUGCCGACGGUGGUGCCGACCAUCCUCGUCAGGAGAUCAGCCAUCCUCUUGACGAUUCUUCACCUACGUGUCGUGAUCACAGCCAAGGAGGUCACCCUGUUCGACUCGGUCGGAACGUGAGCACUCUUUGACACUCUUCAUCCUAUCCCGAUUGCACGGAACUGAGCCGGGUCGUUCCUUUGAGCCUCUCAGCGAGGACAGCCAUCUCAAAUCCGUCUUCGUCUGGGACCUGGAAUACGCAUUGAAGAACCCAUCCAAAGCAGGGCCAGGGACGGGUCAUCAUUCUACCCUGCCUUACGAAUUUCGUGCUCUCGAGACGUGCCUCAUCUCUGUCACGACCGCGCUCGAUACCGAGCUCGAUAAUAUCCGAGCGCUGGUUCAAGAGCUAUUGCAGGCCCUUGAGGAGCAUAUCGGUGAGGCAUCAUACUGGAUACUGGAUCGAGACUAUAGGUGGACGAAAGCUGAUGAUUGCACAAUCCGCAUAAUCUAAGAUCGUGAUAAUCUAAGAUUACUCUUGCAAUACUCCCGGAAAUUAGCCGACUUUGAGAAGAGGGCGACUUUGGUCAUGCAAUGUUUGGACGAGGUGCUCGAAAAUGGUCCGCCGGACUUCUUACUACACGUACAUUUGGAAAAACAGCUAACUGAAGUCUCUUUGUCCGCAAUUCAGAUGAUGAUCUCGCCGCCAUGUACUUGACGGAGAAGCUGCGCGACAACUCCCGCCUCUCGAACGACCACGAAGAGGUGGAGCUUUUGCUCGAGAGUUUCAGCAAGCAAUGCGAAGAAAUCGUAUCCGAGGUCGAGAUACUUUCUGUAUGUUCCCACUUCAAUGAUUCCGUUUCACGCAAGAAUCACGCCUAAUAUGUCUGCCACAUGCUUUGAUUAGGCCAACGUACGGAGUACCGAAGACAUCAUCGAACUUAUCCUCGACUCGAACCGCAACUCUCUACUCGGCCUGGACCUUCGAGUCUCCAUCGCCACCCUUGGUCUCACGUCGGGUGCUCUCGUCGCCGGUCUGUUCGGCAUGAACGUGAGUCGAACGAGCCUUGUCAGGGGUUAGCUGGUGAUGACCCCGUCACUGACACCGUCCCUUUCCCUCCUUCACAACCAGUUACAAUCCCGUCUCGAAGAACACGCCUACGCAUUCCCCGUCGUCACCGUAGGCGCCAUGAUCCUUGCCGUCGGCGUCACCUACCUAGGCCUCAAGACCCUGCGACGCAUGAGGAGGGUCGGUCUAGGCUGGCGAGGAGCAGGAACGGGAUCGAGUUUGGGUGGUUUCGCGAGGGAUCGCAAUCCACAUGGGGCGAACGAACCGGCGUUGAGAUGGGGUGAUAAGUGGGCUUCGAGAAAGAGGAGUAAAUUUCGUAGGACCUAA
Messenger RNA from Microbotryum saponariae, 2162 nucleotides. Lineage: Eukaryota; Fungi; Basidiomycota; Microbotryomycetes; Microbotryales; Microbotryaceae. The record is from the annotation of a GenBank genome assembly.